Molecule: messenger RNA, 5292 nt
Organism: Chanos chanos (milkfish)
Lineage: Eukaryota; Metazoa; Chordata; Actinopteri; Gonorynchiformes; Chanidae
Product: hephaestin-like protein 1
Exons: 20
Coding region: 314-3571 (1085 amino acids)
Biological process (GO): iron ion transport
Cellular component (GO): plasma membrane
Molecular function (GO): oxidoreductase activity; copper ion binding
Source: RefSeq, a predicted model, not a curated record
CAAUCUCGCCCUGCGCUGGCGUACGCAGGUCAGUAGGCUACAGCAGAUUAACAGCGUGUACUCGUCCACAGCCGUCCAGUCGCGAGAUAUCUUCCGUAGCCUGGAGCUGAGAAGAGUCUUUGGCUUUCGGUUUCACACAAGUCCGAACGCGGGUAUUAGCUCAGAGCCAGUGUUUGUUUUCUAAUCGGAAUUCCCCUUACAGUGCGUGGCAUUCUUUCAGAUCGGCUACAUGUUUACUUACGUGUCUAGCUUUUGUCCAGGUUAGACAGAUCAGUUAAUGCUGAAGUAGUUUAUUUUAGUCGGUGAAACUGCCAUGGCAUUGCGGCUUGUCACACUUUUGCUAGCCCUCAACUCCAUUGAGUGUACAACUCGCAAGUACUACAUCGGAAUCAGGGAGGAGGACUGGAAUUACGCACCCAGCGGCAAAAACCUCGUCAACGGGGAAAACAUUGGUGACGAUGAACAUGCAUCUGUGUUCCUGACGCGAGGCCCUCACCAAAUUGGCAGCGUUUACAAGAAGGCCCUUUACAAACAAUAUACAGACUCUACUUUUUCUACUGAGAUCCCUAAACCUGACUGGUUGGGUUUCCUGGGCCCUGUGCUCCGGGCUGAGGUCGGUGAUGUGAUUGUGGUCCAUCUGAAGAACUUUGCCUCUAGACCAUAUUCUAUUCAUCCACAUGGAGUUUUCUACGAGAAAGACUCUGAGGGUGCGCUGUAUCCAGAUGAGACAUCUGGGAAGCUGAAGGAGGAUGAUCAGGUCCCACCUGGGCACAGCUACACCUACACAUGGAGGGUCAAACCAGAAUACGCUCCAACAGAGGCUGAUGCUAACUGCCUCACCUGGACUUAUCAUUCCCAUGGUGACGCACCCAAAGACAUCGCAUCAGGACUGAUAGGGUCUCUGCUCACCUGUAAGAAAGGGGUUCUGAAAGAUGAUGGGAGUCGCUCUGAUGUGGAUCAGGACUUCAUCCUCAUGUUUAGUGUUGCAGAUGAGAACCUCAGCUGGUACCUUGAUGAGAACAUUAAGAGGUUCUGCACAGACCCAGAUGGGGUUAACAUGGAGGAUGAGGACUUUCAGGAGUCCAAUUUAAUGCACUCUAUAAAUGGAUAUGUGUAUGGUAACUUGCCUGGUUUGGAGGUUUGUACAGGCAGCUUGGUGUCCUGGCAUCUCUUUGGUAUUGGCAAUGAAGCUGAUAUUCACUCCGCCUACUUCCAUGGCCACACCCUUCUGGACAGAGGUCAUCGUACUGAUGUCCUCAGUCUGUUUCCCGCCACUUUUGUCACUGCGGAGAUGAUUCCCAGGACAAUUGGGAAAUGGUUGCUAAGCUGUCAGGUCAAUGACCAUAUACGAGCGGGUAUGCAGGCCUUCUACCAGGUCUCUGCCUGUGGCUCAAAGUCUAAAGCAGCACCUACAGCGCCCCCUGGCCAUGAGAGACAUUACUACAUAGCAGCAGAAGAGAUUGCCUGGGACUAUGCUCCCCUCGAUGUGAACACCUUUACUGGCCAACCUCUAACUGAAGUGGACAGUGAUUCAGAGGUGUUCUUCAGUAGAGACGAGGGUCGACUGGGUGGAAAAUACCAGAAAGUCCAUUAUACACAGUACACUGACAGUACAUUCACUACCAAAGAAAACUCAACGCAGAGCCUCGGCAUUCUGGGCCCAGUCAUCCGGGCGGAGACAGGUGAUGUUGUGGUGGUAACAUUCCUGAACAAAGCCAAGUAUAACUACAGUAUCCAGCCUCACGGUCUGCAUUAUGAAAAAGCUUAUGAAGGAGCCAAGUACCAAGAUGGAUCCCAGAAAGAUGGAGCUAGUGUACCUCCAGGUGAACGUUUCAUCUACCGGUGGAAAGUGACUGAAGGUCCCUCUGACAAUGACCCGCCCUGUUUAUCAUAUUUAUAUUACUCUGCCUCUGACCCCGUCCCUGACACCAACUCAGGCCUGGUGGGGCCACUACUGGUGUGUAAGAGAGGAGCACUGGAUGACAGUAUGAUGCAGAAAGAAGUAGACAGGGAAUUUUUCCUGCUUUUCUCUGUGAUUGAUGAGAAUGAGAGCUGGUACCUGGAUGACAACAUUCAGAAGUUUGGCAGUGACCAGACUUACAAAAACAGCUCAGACUUUCAGGAGAGCAAUAAAAUGCAUGCGGUGAAUGGCUAUAUGUACGGGAACCUUCCUGGACUAGAUCUGUGUGAGGGGGACCGUGUUGUGUGGCACACACUGGGUUUGGGAACUGAAGUAGACAUUCAUGGUGUUCAUUUCCAGGGGAACACCUUUAAAAGGGACAACACAAACCGGGAUACCCUGAGUCUCUUCCCCCACACCACUGCUACUGUUACCAUGACACCAGACAACGAGGGUACAUUUGAGGUGAGCUGUCAUACAACCGAUCACUACAGAGGGGGCAUGCGGCAACACUACACAGUCAAGCGCUGUUCGGCGGGUCAGAGGUCAAAAGCCGCGACCUCUCCACCUACUGUUCGUUACUUUCUGUCUGCGGAAGAGGUGGAGUGGGAUUAUGCCCCUGAUCGGACCUGGGAACUGGAAAAACAUGGAGGAAAUGACAGUCAUGGAGAUAUGUUCCUCACUCACUCGGAGGAUCGGAUUGGCUCUAAAUACAAAAAGGUCGUGUUUCGUGAAUACACAGACGACACGUUCAAGACACAGAAAAAACAUGAGGAGCAUCUGGGAAUUCUGGGUCCUAUUCUCAGGGCUGAGGUUGGUGAGAGGAUUCAGGUUGUGUUUAAGAAUAAAGCCACUAAACCGUUUUCACUUUACGCUCAUGGUGUGAAGACCAGAGGGGGACACCGGUCACCUGCCCAGCCAGACAGUAUGAUGACAUAUGAGUGGGACAUUCCAGAAAGAUCCGGCCCAGGACCGUCUGAUCCAGCGUGUAUAACAUAUGCUUACUACUCUCAGGCUGAUGUUGUCAAGGACUUGAUGAGUGGUUUAGUGGGACCACUGGUUGUGUGUCGUAAAGGGACUCUGAAUGAACAGAGACAGAGGACAGAUGUACAGAGAGAGUUUGCUCUGCUCUUCAUGGUGUUUGAUGAGAAUGAGUCCUGGUACCUGGAUGACAACAUUAAAAGUUACCUCGACAAGGAUCCAAGACACUUCAACAAAGACGACCCAGACUUUAUGGAAAGCAACCUGAUGCACGGUAUAAACGGAAGGCUGUAUGCUAACCUGCAGGGUCUGGUAAUGAGCAAGGGGGAGAAGGUUGACUGGUACCUGAUUGGACUGGGAAAUGAGGUGGACAUGCACACAGUCCAUUUUCAUGCUGAGAGUUUCAUCUACAAGAUGGAUCACUCUCAUCGCGCAGACGUGUUUGACUUAUUCCCUGGAACCUUCCAGACCAUCGAGAUGACAGCCGGGAAUGCUGGGACGUGGCUGCUGCACUGUCAUGUCACUGAUCAUAUUCACUCUGGCAUGGAAACCACCUUCAAAAUUACCUCUAACACAGGAACCAGAAGUGGCUCAUCAGGAAACAGUUCUAAUGCUUCCACACAGAUAAGAGGCUCCUCCUCCUUUAUCCUGGCUCUCCUGGGAUUGGUUCUCUUGGCCAUAAGACCAUGAUUGACAAGGAAGAUGUAAUGAGAAACUGCUUAGAUCCUACAACUGCUUCUGUGACAUCAUAACACACACGUCCUUUCUGCUGUAUACACACCGCAUUUGCGUAACUCUAAAGGACAACUUUUACCAAAUUUAAAUCCAAAAUCAAAACAGAGGGAACAUAUUAGACUGCCAAAACAGAACAAAAGGGACAAAUCAGUCAUUUUUGUAGGAAUGUCUUCUUAGGCCACCUUACUGGUGAAUGUUUGUUUGAAAACAACACUCAUUACUUCCUUUUUACAGUGAAGAGACUUCCAGAGAACAAAGACAACACUGCGUCUCUGACACACUCACACAUGCACACGUGAACCCAUAUGCAGGCUUUCACACACGCGCGUACACACGCGUUUCUGAAGCCACAUACACUAUACUUACAGAUCAGUAUUUAUUCAGUGUUUCAUUCAGUAAUCAGUAUUUAAAUGAAUGGUGCAGAGCAUUGAGAUGAAUGUUCCAUUGUGUGAGAGGGCAGGAGAAGCAAAGAGAAGAUUGUAAUAGAACUAGGGGGGAAAGCCCAUUAAAAAAAUGGUAAUUCCUCAAAGUGAAUAUAUGUACUCAGGUAGUUCAGUUUAAAAAUACAAGGCUGUGUCAGAACAUGUAAAUACAACUGUCAUUUUUUUUCAGUAUUUUUACUGUACACAAAAUUUUCAGUGUUCAGCACUCCUUUGACUUUUCAGUUCAGUACUGUGCCUUUGGCAGGUAAACAGAGCAGAAGUAGAGGAGUAAAUAACAAGAAACUAAAAACCGAGUCAAACAAACAACCAAGUAAACAAAAGCAUUGCGAGGAGAUCGACAGGUUUGCCGCAUCACAUAAUUUACACAAACAUGGCGAUUUUACUGUUGUUUAUUUGUUGGUUCAUUUGUUUUUUGGGUUUUUUUUUUUUUUUUUGGUUAUUGCUUAAUUUUAGUGUAAUUUUGAGAAUGGUAAGAAUGGUCAUUAGGUGUUAUAACUGUCUUCAUAGCCAGGUGAAUUUUUCAAAAUGCAAUGUGUCUCAGAGUUGCUUAACCUAACCCCGUGUGCAGAGAAAGACCCCGGAAACCCUGUCACUUGUCAUAGCUUUAAUUCAGCUUACGAUAUAGCAGUUAACAUUUCAAACCCACACACACACAAGCUGUCAUUAUACAGGUGAAUUUUGUUUACAGGUUAUGGGACAAUUUGAAAGAAAUCAACUGAAGUGAAGAUGAAAAGGGAAAAGCGAAAAAAAAAAAACAUAUGAGCUUAGUCUUCCUCUAUUUCUUUUCUUUUUUGUAUUUUCAUGUCUAUACUCAUUCACUGGACUCUUUGGAGCAAGUACACUGAAUAUUUAAGCAUUCGCUGUCCAACUCUUUUUUUUUUUUGUAUGACUAUAGAGUUUUUGUACCACCUGUUGUGGGCACAUAGAGAAUUCUGUGGGCGGAAGAAGAUGCAGGAUACACCCUCUUUUUUUUUUCAAACUCUAUGUCAACCUCAGUCUGACUCCUUCAAAAUGGCAUUUUGGAAUUUUACAAGAUUGUAGAUGACUGAAUGAUUUAAUUUGAUUUUUAGGUUUUAGAUUUAGGUUUUUUUAAUAUAUAUAUAUAGCUGUUAUGUUUUGAUGAUGUUCAUGGAGAAACGGUGCCUUCGUGUUAAGCUGCUCAUUUUUGGCUUGUAAUUAUUUGUCGCCGUAAGAUUAUACUAGAGCUGGACUUGUCUGAAAAUUCAUUGUAUA